This is a messenger RNA of Penicillium pulvis, 729 nucleotides long. RefSeq lists its product as uncharacterized. Bases 1 to 729 code for a protein of 242 amino acids. The transcript has 2 exons. NCBI's taxonomy places the organism in Eukaryota, Fungi, Ascomycota, Eurotiomycetes, Eurotiales, Aspergillaceae. The record is from RefSeq and is a predicted model, not a curated record.
AUGUCUCCAGCAAACGUUUCAGAAUCGACCUCUUUUCCUCUAGUUUCGAAAGCUCUCCCCAUCUACACUGUGAAGGUUGUGGAAGAGAAGGUGAUUCCUGUUCAUCUAAGCAACACCAAGAACAAGAAAGGUUGUAUGAUGGGAGCCAAAUUGUCACCUUCGAUCAACACCAUUUUCCCCAUCUAUCACCCUAGGGAAAUCCAGGUUGGAAUUGAUGAAACCUCCGCCGCAAUACCUGGUAUACCUCGGAAGGUUUUCAUCAAUGGGCAAUUACAACCCAGCUUCUACAAGAUAGUCUAUUCUGGCGAUGUGACUGGGACAACAAGAGAGAUUACCGCAUAUUCCAGAAUCCACAUGGCCAACUUCGACCCCACAGUCCUCACAUCAGAAUUAAACGGAAUCGUCCAGGAUGACAAGGGAAAUAUACUAGGCUUACUUCUCUCAUACAUCGAAUGUGGUGGAGCGACACUAUAUCGCAUAGAUGGACAAGAUCCCAAUGGGUUGAUCAAAUUUCACACACGCUUGAGCGCUGUCCAUGAACCCGAAAUCAUCUGGGGAGAUGCUAAGGCUGCUAAUGUGCUUCUUGAAUUUAACGGUGAUGCAUAUUUGGUUGAUUUUGGAGGGGAGUAUACUAAAGGCUGGGUUGAGAAGGAGAAGUCCAACUCCAUUGAGAGAGAUCUUCAGGGACUUGGGAACAUCAAGCGAUGGCUCUUUAAUUUUGAGUCUUAA